CGAUACAACAGGGUCGCGCCUUCUCCUUCUCCUUCUCGCUCGCUUCUCGGUCAUUCUCAGACUUUCACAGAAGAAGAAGAAGAAGAAGAAGAAGAGGAGGAGCAGGAUGGGUUCGGCGGAAGACGACUUGGAGUUCUUGCAACAGAAGCAGCGCGUCAGAAACCCUCUCGUACCAGUAGGUGCGUUCAUGACUGCUGGAGUGCUGACGGCGGGGUUGAUAAGUUUCAGAAGAGGGAACUCCCAGUUAGGACAGACGCUGAUGAGAGCUCGUGUGGUGGUCCAAGGUGCUACAGUUGCACUUAUGGUUGGCACUGCCUAUUACUAUGGAGGAAAUCCCUGGAAAUCACAUUAGAAUCAUGAAAAAUUUAGUCUCCAUUAUCACUUGAUUUAUUUGUAUCAAAUUUUGGCUAUAUUGAUAUCGAGGGGCUACUUCGAUCUGUAUCAGCUUUAUGGCCACAUUCAGUGUCAUCUGUUGGUGUAAUACUAUUCGGAAUGUGGUGAAUGAGUUCACUCACAAAGCAAAUUAUUGAUUCACAAGUAAGUUCUAUUCUCUCC
Messenger RNA from Rhodamnia argentea, 555 nucleotides. RefSeq names its product RING-H2 finger protein ATL48-like. Lineage: Eukaryota; Viridiplantae; Streptophyta; Magnoliopsida; Myrtales; Myrtaceae. The record is from RefSeq and is a predicted model, not a curated record. The coding region runs from base 107 to 352 and encodes 81 amino acids. The transcript has 2 exons.